This is a messenger RNA of Somion occarium, 2389 nucleotides long. The record is from the annotation of a GenBank genome assembly. NCBI's taxonomy places the organism in Eukaryota, Fungi, Basidiomycota, Agaricomycetes, Polyporales, Cerrenaceae.
AUAGGAACAUGCCUACAAUAAGAGAUCAACAGUCUCGGUCAACAGUGAAACAUGCCAACGGGACAGCAUUUUGCGACCGCCCGCUUCCAACAUCAACGAUGUUGAUCAUCGUCCUCAAUGGGGAUUCACAUAUAAGCUCAACACCUUGUCUUACGGGGGGCUUCAAUCCAUAUUACAACGCUUCUUGAAACACAUUUUUUUCUCUUACGCCUUGCUCGAUCGCACUUACCAUGGCACCCACCGGAGACUACAUGGCACUCUCUGCACCUCUUAUAAUCGACCAAGGUGAAACGCCGUAUGCAUACGAACAUCCAUACCUUAUCACAACAUCCUAUAGGGAAUCAGAUAUCUACGUACACAGGCCCAUUGAAAGGAAGGAGAUCAGCGUUUGGAGCGUGUCCGACGCUUCCACCCCUCCUUCAUACAUAUCGACCUUACAAGGCGAACCCCCUUAUUUUCCCAAACCACAAGUGUUCAGACACAGGUUCAUCCUCAUUAUCGCUCUGAAUGAGAAUGUUCACACACUCCUCCUUCAUAAGAUUGAGGAUGGAUCAUUGUGCGACACCAAGCUUAUCGUUCAUAGCAAGCCGGAAGACCAGGAACAUCCUCCGAUUCCUAGAGAUAGCGGCUUCAUUGGAGUUGCUAAUGGUCUUAUUGCCAUUCUCAAGCUCGGUCCGACUGGACGUGGUAAAGAUUGCAUAGUGCAAGUCUAUGGCACGUCCGAGGAGGGUAAGUUCUUGCUCAAGAACGAACUGCAGCUCUUUGCCUCCGGACCUCUCAUCGACUCAUGGUCGCCGUCCUCGCUGUACGUGCCCAAUCUCAUACAUCUUACCGAGGAUACCUUUAUUGGUAGUAUCAACUUGGAUUCCAAUCAUGACGUCCAUUUACUCCGCUGGUCGUCUUUAUCUCGUCAACUCCCGGGCCACGCUCGGUUCCCUUCCGUGGUUGAGACCUCGGAAGAGGACGAAGAUGAUUGGGCGAGCUGGCUCAAAGACCAACUUUACAUCCCGUCAUCAAACACCCUUAUCAUGGUGCAUGAAGAAGCCCUCGUUGCGGAUGAAUGUUUUCCCCACACCCCAAUCCGUUCCGUCAACGUUGACACUUUCGAAUUCAACUGGUGCAUACCUUUCGAGCUUGAUGUCUUUAACGUUCGCUACGAUGAAGAUCUCAACACCGUCAUCAUGUUCGGUCAUGAUCGUGAUACAUUCAUUAUCGCGGCUAUCGAUGCCAGUACUGGUGCUAUCCGAAGGCAGGUGAAGACCGACGUAUGGAUUAAUUCGCUGCAUGCCAAUAUUACCUGCGUCGGGGAACUCGUUACUUCACACUUAGAUGGCGAAGUGAUCAUUAUGAAGCUUUCCGACUUCAUCGAGCAUGGCUAUCCUGCGUCGAGCUCAUCUUUCGAAUACUCGCAAGCCCAAGAUGAUCAUAUCGUCUUGCGCAUUCCUCCUUUUGAUCCGGCAUCUGCUUCUGAUGACCAGAACGCCACGGCCAAUGAAGGACAUGCAGAGGACAAGCAGACUAAGCGGAAGGGAGGCUUCCGGGCUCAUUUUGGGAAGAAAGGUGAUGUUAAGGAUUGGGUCGAUGCAGCGUUCUUUGGGGAUGACAGAUUGGUGCUGAGGGAUGUGGAGGGCCUUCGAUAUGCUAUUGUGGGAUGGAGAUAACCGUGCUACUUAUUAGUGUCCUUGCAUAAGGUCUUUCGCAAGGAUCGUCCAAGUUCGCAUACGCCGACUGUUCUCAAUAUGGCAGGCACCCCGAAGUCUUAGAACAACAAAGCCAAACACUGUCGAUUUAAGUUCGUUCAUCAUACUACCGUACUAUCUGUUCUUGGAAGUCACUCUCGCGAAGCUUUGUCCGAAAGGCAUUCUGACGACCGCGCAACCUCUGAAUCAUUCUAGGCUUACGUGGAGAAGAUGGUAUCUAUACAACGUCCGUGAGUAUUGUGAGUUUGCUUGACAGUCCGAUGAAUCAGCCUGUUCGCGAGAUGUAUGUCAAAUCCGGGAAGCCCUAACCUCAGGAUAAAAAGACCGACUGGAGUAGUAUGGCGAGGUCUAUUCUUUCUUCCUUACUUAGUGUCCGGGGAACCGAGGAGCAUCACACACAUGGCGCUCCAGGAUGAAUGAGGACUAGAUUCUGUCCUUCUUGCAAUAGUCUCCGACGAUAUCGGUCAAAGAGCAGAAGAACCUGUUCCCCACCUGGAUGGCUAGCGCGUUCCUCAGAUAUGCACAAUUUCCUCCGUUCUCAUUCACAAACCUCCGUAAAUUUGGUUGGCACAGAAACAUUCAAAUCGCACCUACACAAACAUAAAUGAUCAAGCAGACUCGUGUUUAGGACCAUUGUUGUCACCCGAUGUAAAUAAUUUCUUGCUUCUCGUGUCUCCGGAUUUCAUGAU